Paramecium sonneborni is the source of this 1386-nucleotide messenger RNA. NCBI's taxonomy places the organism in Eukaryota, Ciliophora, Oligohymenophorea, Peniculida, Parameciidae. The record is from the annotation of a GenBank genome assembly.
AUGAAUGAGGUAUCUGUUGCUGAUUUUGAAAUUUUAAGAAAGUUAGGAUAAGGAUCUUAUUCGUCAGUUUAUAAAGUAAGAAGAAAAUCUGAUGGAUAAGAAUAUGCAAUGAAAAAAGUUGAGAUGACAGGAUUAUCAAUAAAAGAAAAAUAAAAUGCUUUAAAUGAAGUAAGAAUUUUAGCUAGUUUAUCAAAUUUUCAUAUAGUUGGAUAUAGAGAGGCAUUUAUAAAAGGAGAAACAUUAUUUUUGAUUUUGGAAUUUGCUGGAGGUGGUGAUUUGUAAUAAAAAAUAGAGUAUACAAAAAAGAAAGGUAUAGGAUUUUAUUUUGAUGAAUAAUUGAUAUGGAAUUAUUUAAUAGAAAUGUUAUUAGGAUUAAAUGAAUUGCAUAAUAAUGGUAUUUAUCAUAGAGAUAUAAAAUGUGCAAAUGUAUUUUUAACUUAAGAUCAUAAACAUAUAAAAUUAGGUGAUUUAAAUGUAGCAAAGAUAGUUAAACCAAACUAGCUUGCAAAUACAAAAGCAGGAACCCCAUAUUAUGCAAGUCCUGAAGUUUGGAAAGAUGAACCUUACGAUUAGAAAUGUGAUAUAUGGUCAUUAGGUUGUGUGAUUUAUGAAAUGGCUUAAUUAUAGACACCAUUUUUAGCAAAUGAUUUGUAUCAUUUAUAAAAGAAAGUUUAAAGAGGAAUUUAUGAACCAUUAAAUUAAAGAUAUAGUAAAGAAUUAAGUUAUUUGAUUUCAAGAUGCUUAUAAGUAUCUCCUAAAACUAGAGCAUCUUGUGAAGAUUUAUUAAAUCUUGAUGAAAUUAAAAAAAGAUAACUGUAUAAUGAUUCUGGUUCAUUAUUAACUAAUGGAUCAAAAUUAUUAGGAACUAUAUAUUUACCUAGAAAUUAUAAAGAUAUAACAUUACCAAGACCAAGAUAUUAAACAGAUAAUAGUGAUGCUAGUUUAACUCUAAAUAAACGUCCUAGUUCUCGUAUUUAAAGGACUAAAUCAAAUAAUAUUUCGAAUGAUUCUGAUAGUCCUUCAUUCAAGAAAAUUAAAAUAAAGAAUAAAUUAUCUAAUAAUCUUAAUUUAUAAUCUUUAUAGAGAAGUAUCUCUUAAAAUAAUAGUUAACUUAAAGAAAAUAUUCCAAAUAGUAGUAAUAUUUAUUAACUACAACCUCUACAUCAUUAACAUCAUCCUAGUCAUCAAGGUUAUUAAAGUAAUAAUACUGGAUAAUGUAGUCCAAGAUUAAGGAAAUAAUUAUCAUCACCUUAAUAAUAAAAAUAAAAACUACAUUAAAUUUUAUAAUAAGAUUUUUAUUUACCAAGAUUAGAGUAGAAAUAAUUGAACAAACAUUAAAAAAUAAACUCAAAAUGUUUUAUUUCAGAUAUAAGGAAAUUAUUAUGA